This is a messenger RNA of Caenorhabditis sp. 36 PRJEB53466, 1345 nucleotides long. Lineage: Eukaryota; Metazoa; Nematoda; Chromadorea; Rhabditida; Rhabditidae. The record is from the annotation of a GenBank genome assembly.
AUGCGCCUUCUCGCCCUUCUCAUCAUCUUUCCCGAACUCUACGGAGCCGUUAGUCCUGUGCAGCCGACGCCUCGACUGCUGAGCGUCCAAAUUCAGCGGUGCCCGCUCGCCGUCUACACCAACCUGCAUGAAGAGGAAGAAAAGACAAGCCGCUUGGUUGUCCAGUCCGAAUUCGACGAGACUAUACGAUUCCAGACGAAUGAGACAGGAACUAUCCAGUUCUUUGUGACUGGACCCGGAAACUUGUCGUAAGUUGACAUUGUUGGCUACUGUACCUGAAGAAAUAUGACUUCAGGGUUCAAAUUGUGACCGACAGAGAUGUGCUGACCGGACUCGUCGGCCGCGUUUAUGCUGAUCCGAACCUGGGUGGAGUCGUGUUCACCAAAGAUUUCAAAGUCGUGUCCCCAGUCCAGGAAACUAUUAUCAAAGUAAUCAUGAUCAAUGGGGAUGUCAAGAAGAUCACCCGAGUCUAUGCCAGCACUCAAUCUCUCGAGCCCCGUACGCGCAUGGUCCCUUCUUUCUGUACUUUUUCCGUUCUUUCAGCUCGCCCGCCAUCAAGUCAUACCUCCAUGAUUCUGACCCCAGAGGAAGAGGCUGCCGCGGAAGCAUUGGCAAACGAAUCUGGCACGUCGAAGAAUUCAACCCAAGGAGCCGAUACGAUCACUCCGCCUUCUGUAGACACGCCAAGCACACCGGUCAAGAACGGUACACAGGACGUGACGGCCACUAACUCGACCUUGAAAGUCGUCGUUUUCCCAUCUGUCGAGGAUAUUCUCCACGGAAAUUACUCGCAUAUUGAUCAGAGUAAGAGUGGUUGGAGUUUUCACAAAAAAAACCACAUUUUCUUUCAGAUGGUCUGCGCUUGACUAGCAUCAACUUGAUUAGAACCACCAAGAACGUCACCGAUGAAUAUGUCUCAAAAAGUAUCCGAAGCUCCUAGAAUUUGACAUUUAAAAAUGUGACGAUUUUCAGGCAAUGUCUACCAGACUAGGGUCAGCAACAACGAACGCGGCUUCAUCAUAUUCUACAUAUCUGGAAAAGGCAAGAAAAAGUAAGACAUUCGAUUAAUUUACAAGUCCAUUUUGUAAUCAUCGCAAUGACUUACAGAGUUUCGAUCAAAUCGGUGGCCGUCAAGAGAGAUGUCGUGAAAGUGUUGAAGACUUCCGGAGAUUACGUCGCUAUUCCCUAUUCUGGUUAGAGAUUUUUUGAAGGUUUUGUGUAAUACUUGAAUCUUUUUUUAGCUCACGCAGAUCGUGUCAAGUUGGAUCGACUUCUGGUCAAGGUGGAGAAUGAUCAGAAUGAGGCCGUCUACUACUACGUCACCGUCAGAAGAACAACCAAGUGA